Acanthocheilonema viteae is the source of this 453-nucleotide messenger RNA. The record is from the annotation of a GenBank genome assembly. NCBI's taxonomy places the organism in Eukaryota, Metazoa, Nematoda, Chromadorea, Rhabditida, Onchocercidae.
AUGCGUGAGGGUGGCGCCGCUGGAAUAUCAUUAUCAGCAUCGGCAGCACUAUGUCGGAUUAGUUCCGCCAAAAGUGCUGUACAGGUUCGUUGUCGAGCAUGUCAAGAAAUUUUGUCAUGUCCACUGGCAUUACGUGAACAUUGUGAGAGUCGUGCACAUUCCGUCCGGAUAACACAAUUUACAUCGAUGCCUAGUGAAACCGGAAACGCUUCGGAUGGUAGUUCUGCGCCACCAACAGCAGCUAUAUCAGUAUCACCAAGUCCUGAAACUGUUCUCGAAUGUCGACAUUGUUCUUUUGAGACAACCGAUACUGCGGGCGCUAUCGAACACAUGCAGCAACAUCCACCAAAUGUAGAAGAUACUGAAAUAGAACAGGAAAGUUUAAAUCUGGAUGCCGAUUGUGGUAAGUGUAUUUUGCAUUACAGUAGUAUUAGAGUAGAGAUAUACAAUUAG